This is a messenger RNA of Aspergillus ochraceoroseus IBT 24754, 1770 nucleotides long. It is a transcript of the gene fbx15, whose product is annotated as F-box domain protein. Bases 1 to 1770 code for a protein of 589 amino acids. The transcript is spliced from 3 exons. Gene Ontology annotation, molecular function: protein binding. Lineage: Eukaryota; Fungi; Ascomycota; Eurotiomycetes; Eurotiales; Aspergillaceae. The record is from RefSeq and is a predicted model, not a curated record.
AUGGUCAAGAAUCUGGACUCCAUUCCCUACGAUGUCUUCUAUCAGGUGGCCUCCAGACUAGAUUGCCAUGACUACAUCCAUCUCAGCCGGGUCAAUCGACCCAUCAAUGUGCUGAUGAAGAAUGACUCGAUGGCACGGAACACGGUCAGAAGUGAGCUCCUGCAUACUAAGGAAGGAAGGGAGGCUGAUCAGGCUAAGACUGGUUACUGUGAAGCCCUUGGACGGUUGUACGACAUUAAGGAAUCCUUUGCAACUGCGGAACCUUACUCCGCUGUCAUUUUGGGCUAUGGCAGCUCUUUCCUCUAUGCAGGUGGCUCACUCUGCUAUAUCUAUAAUGAUGAAAUUCGUGCAUUGGAUGUGCAGGGUGCUAGUCGCGUCGAGCAAGUCCUGAAUCUCCCGAAAGUUAUACGGAAAGCGCUUCGCAACUCUAACCUGGAUACUGGAAGAAUCCGAGUCUCGCUUAUGAAUUACAGCGAAUGGGUAGUGGCCUUCUUAGUGGAAGUGGAUGAUGCGCGUGACUCUUGGUUGCUCGCGGUGGAUCUUAAGCGCCAAUCGAAUUAUGAAAAGUCCGGGCGAUUGAGAAUGCGAGCGCAUCUCGACUCAACCGAACGACUGUUUGAUCACCUUUACGCUAUCUCGACACUGGUUGAUUUUGAGGAAGAGGAAGUGGAUUGGACAUCCUACUAUGUAUGGAUGUGCUUACCACCCAGCCUCAAGAUAUCAAAGACUGCCCAGCAGCCAUUCCAAACCUGGCGUCGACAGCAUCGGGAAGGACCAAUAAACGAUACUUGGUCUGAUCUCUCGCUCAGAGAGGAUGAGGCCACUGGGCAGCUUAUGAUUCUGGAAUGCCGGCGAGAAUGGCGUGAUGGAGGAAGUGAGAAUUGUCGGACCUACUAUGUUCAGCCUCUUCCCGGGCCACACGAUAUUGGCAAGCAACAACCAGAGUCUGAUUACUACCUUACACCAACAUUACCAGACGAGCCGUUGACUAAAACCUUGGAUGAAUACAGCAAACCCCAUUACGAACGACCACGAAAGAGAUUGCGCAGACACUACCACCCUGAAUAUGACGGUGGCGUCGAACCCAAGCCUAGGCGUGACUUUAUCCUUGCCCGAACCAAGUUCCGCACAUACAACCCGUCUGCAUCGAGCUAUCUGGACCUUGUCAACGACCCACUUCCUGGCCGGACUGGUGGUGGCGGUGAUCUGGUUCCGCGAGACCGAAUACGGCUUCGUGUGGUUUCGAGGAAGCGAAAGUGUCCUAUUGACGAGGACGGUGUUGAAGAGCAGGCUGGGUUCCUGUUUAAACCCGAACUUAGUGAAGCAGACGGGCGGCUGGUUGAGAACAGUGAAGAACGCUUUGUCCCUCGGGGCAUGUAUCUCUGGCCGCCAGAUAGUGCGCCACAGGAGUUAAACCACCUACUUUGUCCGUCCAAAAGAACCGGUCAGAUCCAGGCUAUGGCUGAUGAUCGAUCCAUCGUGUACUCUGUCAACCAGGACGGUCUACAGGCUGACAAUCAGGCGCUCAUUCUCAUCAGUUUUGACCCUCUACUGCGACUUCCCGGGCUCCAACGCUUAAGCUUGGGUACUCAACCUGAGAAAACCAAGACUGCUAUUGGUAUUAAAAGGCCGCAGGUAGGGGAUAUUGGACAGGAACGGGCAGCCAUACACACAACAUUGGAAGGAAAUACGACGAACCAAAACAUGCCAUCUGUUCGGGAAGAGAGAGCCAUGUACCUUGACAUUAGCCGUGGCUUUUGGCUUCGAUGA